Nezara viridula (southern green stink bug) is the source of this 297-nucleotide messenger RNA. Lineage: Eukaryota; Metazoa; Arthropoda; Insecta; Hemiptera; Pentatomidae. The record is from the annotation of a GenBank genome assembly.
AUGGUGAUCAGUAGGCGAAAGAUCUGGAGAGUAGGGCGGAUAAGGUUUACUUCUGUUUCGGCAGGGAAGUGCAGCGCAAACUUCAUAACGAACAUUUUAUUUGGCGGUCGUUUGAUGCACGAGGAACCCAAGUUCAAGCUUUCUUACCUUUCCAAUUGCGUUGAGGUGGUCAGUGACUUGCUAACUGACGGUUUCUCUGCAAUUUCACGAACAGAUGUUGAGGAAUUUUCUUCGAACAAAGCCCGCAGGACAUUGUCGUCAAGGAAAGAUGACCUCUUACGACCACGGUUGUCUUAA